AUGCUUUCAACAUCCUUUUUACGGUGUGCGCGCACCUUUUGGUCUCCAGGUCUUAGAAGAGGCUUUCAAACGACGUGUUUAGCGGGCAAAGAGGAAAAGUCAUCGUUGUUCGGAUCAAUAACUAAAGGUGCAGAAGACCAAGCAGAUGACCCUCAAAAAAUCUCUAAUAGGCUGACAGCGGUUUCCAAUGCCGCUGAUGCAGAGGGUACAGAUUCCAAGAAAACUGUUACAGUGGCUAACGACACUCUUUUGCAUUCUUUCAUUAAAAAGUCCCAACCUUGCGUGUCGGCGCCGGACCUACUUCUGACGCCUCUCAAGAAGCGUCUGUAUGAGGAAAACUGCAGAAUCAACGGUGGGUUUUACAAGAAGGACUCGGUUGUAACUUUGACGGAGGAAAACGGACAAAAACUGAAGUACAAGCUCAAUUUGAGCCGCGAGGAAGUGGAAGCUUUGGAACCCAGUGUGUAUGUCAAAUCGUACCGUAUCAAGUCUUCCAUGAAAAAAGCUACACAACUGCUACGAUUGCUAGGAGGGCUCGAUGUCAAAGUCGCCCUUACUCAGUGUCAUUUCUCCGACAAGAAAAUCGCCCGUGACGUGGCCGAAGUGCUCACACGAGGAAUCCAAGAUGCCGAGAAACUGGGUCUUCAACCUGACAACCUGUACAUUGCCCAAUUGUGGACCGGUAGUGAUGGGUACUGGCAAAAAAGAAUCGACAUCAAGGCUAGAGGAAGAAAUGGUGUCAUUUCACACCCUUACGUUCACGUUAGAUGCAUCUUGAAGACAAAGGAUGUUACCAAGCGGCGGAUCGCGUAUGAACGACAAGUGAAACAGGAGAGAAGAAAGCCUUGGGUCCAGCUCAGAGAUCAGCCCGUAAGAGGCUUCAUGGGAGGUGUUUACAAAUGGUAA
Lachancea meyersii CBS 8951 is the source of this 906-nucleotide messenger RNA. NCBI's taxonomy places the organism in Eukaryota, Fungi, Ascomycota, Saccharomycetes, Saccharomycetales, Saccharomycetaceae. The record is from the annotation of a GenBank genome assembly.